Molecule: messenger RNA, 1090 nt
Organism: Alosa sapidissima (American shad)
Lineage: Eukaryota; Metazoa; Chordata; Actinopteri; Clupeiformes; Clupeidae
Exons: 6
Coding region: 148-885 (245 amino acids)
Biological process (GO): positive regulation of mast cell activation; positive regulation of Fc receptor mediated stimulatory signaling pathway; positive regulation of natural killer cell mediated cytotoxicity directed against tumor cell target
Cellular component (GO): external side of plasma membrane
Source: RefSeq, a predicted model, not a curated record
UCUCAACACUCUUGUUGCUCAACACCCUGCUUUGUGGUUCUCAUCAUACAUGCAACCUCAAGAGUUGAAGGAAGAGGUUUUGCUCAUAAAUAGACACAGACACACACACACACACACACACACACACGUCUCGGACCAGGCUGAGUGAUGGCUGGCUGUGGCAAGGGUCCAGAGGACGAUGUCUGUCUGAGGUGGACAUGGGUGAAGGUCAUUGUACUGGUCUGCUGUUACGGCUCAGGGGUCCAAGGUGGUCAGUCUCCUCUCAGGAGGGAGAGGUCAGUCUCCCUCCAGGGUAGUAACCGGGAGCAACCUCACUGCCAGGGCCACUGUGAGGUUCAUGACAGCUCCCACAUCAUCACCGUGGAGUGGACCCGGUGUGACCGUGGGGUGGCGCCCAAGAAGAUUCUCGUCUUCAUGCCCUCGGGGGCAAAUCUGUCACUCAGCGACACCUACCAGGGACGUGUCACCAUGACGACAGCCAGCAGCUUCACCCUGAGGAACGUGAGCAUGGAGGACUUUGGGUUGUACUGCUGCAAGCUGAACGUGUUCCCUGAUGGAGUGCUGCAGGCAGAAGUGCAUCUGAGUGAAGAGGCAGACCACACAGCUUCUCAAAGACCCACACUGUUUGGCCUUCCUCUACAGAUCGUAUACAUCUUGGGAGGCGUUGCGUGUGCUCUAGUGUUGGUGGUUGUCGUGACGACUGUGAUUGUUUGUAAGAAGCGCAGAGUCCAGCUCCGGGACUACGUCAACGUAUCAGUGCACCAAGGGAGCGUCCCAAAAGGUCAGGAUGACACGGAAGAGGAGUACAUCAAGGGUGCAGAGGAGAAUGAUGAUGAUGAUGAUGAUGAAGAGGACAUUGAUUACCAAAACGUCUCUGUGUCCUGACCCUUAAACAUGUCACACACACACACAUGCUCACCCCGCACAUACAUACCGGUAAUAACAUCGGUACACGGCUAGCUGCAUAUAGACACACAAACGGCUGUGCUCACCUGCUAGCCUGUUAACACUCAGGCAUACACACACAUACACUCACAUGCAUACGCACACACUCAUAUGCAGAAACAAAUACACACACACACACACACUG